CCCAUAAUCACGACCAAUUGCCCUUCUGCCUCACUUACGAUGACAGCCUCUACCGCAGAGCAGCCAGUCACAGGUCCGCGCCCUUACACGCCUGGCGUUGCUCCGAUCAAAGCCGAGUACCUCAUAGCAACCAGCCAUUUCACCUCCAGACCAGACGACGAUGCUGCCGAGUCCCACACCGGACCAGUAAAGCGAGCCGCCUCGGCCGAAGCUGAGCGGCCAGCUCACAUAGACGGCCGCGCCGAUACCAAUGGAGGAGGAGACGGAGAUGGCGAAGGGCCAAAGAAGCUCAAGGGAGCCGCUCGGAAGAAAGCCAAGCAGGCGGAGAAUCGAGCGAAGCAGAUGGAGAAGAGGCAAGGAGGAUCGCAAAACAAGAACCGCAGAUUCAUGGCCGCUAACGAUGAGGUCGGCGUGUGUCAUGCCAUUGCCGAAGGCAAGACCUGCGAGAGAGGUGAUGCCUGCAAGUACUCACAUUCGAUCACGGACUAUCUCAAGGCGAAGUCACACGACAUCUAUCUUCCAGUACCUCCACUGCCGGACGCUUCGCAUCUGCCCCUUUCGUACGGCUCCUUGUGGAAGCUGGGCGAGGCCGACAAGAAUGCGUUCCUCGAUGGUUACUACACUGUGGAGGAGCCAUUCGUAUCUUGGGCUGUGAAGGCCCUGGAUCAUGAUCAGCCAGUGGCUUCCUCGAGCCGGGGCGAGGCGUCCACUUCGGCUCUGAAGAGCAUUGCGCAUUCAUUCGAUCCUCGAACGACAUGUCCGACGUACCACUCUCUCCAGAGCCGGCCUCUGUGGGAUGCUUCCGCCUCCAAGGUAGGUCCUCGGUGCCCUUAUGGCUUCAAGUGUCGUAUGCUAGGCGCCCAUGUCAAGCAACUACCUCGUGGGGCUGAGGGUGAAGCAUCAGGAUACCUUGGAAGUGGACUGGACCUUCCCUGGGAGGAAUCGUCCGGAGAGACGUGGAGGGGAGCUUUCGACGAGACCAAUUACACAGAUCCGACAUUGAGCAAGACUUUGAGGACCAAAAAGUACCCGCUGCCACGCACAAAAGCUGUGACAGCCCUCCUGGCGGAAGAGGAGCGGGCCUAUCAGAAGGACCCGGUAGAUCCGAAGGGCCCCCUUCCCAUCGACCUGCAAGCCAUAGACAAGGCUGCUACUGCCGCUGCUAGCGCACCUGUCGAUGAAGAGGAUCUCGAUGCUAUGGCGAACGCGCGGGCGGAAGAGGCAGCUCAAUCGCAGAGCAGGUCAGACGUGGACCUAGCACGCAUCCGUCGUUCCGAAAAGCGAAGGCUCGAUUGGCAUCAUGGCGAGCUCUACCUCGCACCAUUGACCACGACUGGCAACUUGCCUUUCCGUAGGAUCUGUGCCACAUUUGGCUCUGACAUCCAUUGCGGUGAGAUGGGACUGGCAGGCAGCUAUCUCGAAGGCAACAAGUCAGAGUGGAGCUUGGUGAGGAGGUGGGAAGGCGAGAAGACGUUUGGUAUCCAGCUCUGUGGAUCAAAGCCGGAGCUGUUGGUGCCUACCGCAGAAGUCAUGGCAAAGGAGUUCGGCCCUUCUGGAGGACUCGACUUCGUUGACAUUAAUUGCGGCUGCCCCAUCGACCUUGUCUUCAAUCACGGCGGUGGUUCUGCACUCCUCGACCACCCGCGCAAGCUUGGGCGCAUAGUGAGGGGCAUGGAUGCCGUUCUAGGAGACAUUCCUGUCACUGUGAAGCUGCGUACCGGUGUGACAUCGAAGAAUACGAGUCACCAUCGAAUCAUGCCCAAAGUCCAGACCGAGUGGGGCGCGGGAGCUGUUACUAUGCACGGUAGGAGCCGCAAACAGCGCUAUGCCCGAAGGGCAGACUGGGACUACAUCAAGCAGUGCGGACAGGAGCUCAGAGAGAGUGUACGGCAAUGGAACGAAGAGAGCAAGACUGCCGACGAAGAGGAGAUGGCGCCCAUCCCCUUCUACGGCAAUGGCGACGUCUACUCACAGCAGGAGUAUUACGCAAACCUCGCCAAUACCGGAGUAGACGGCGAGAUGAUUGCCCGAGGCGCUCUGAUCAAGCCUUGGAUCUUCACCGAGAUCAAGGAGCGCAGAGACUGGGACAUCAGCAGUCGCGAGCGGCUCGACAUUAUUCGGCAAUUUGCCCACUACGGCCUGCAACACUGGGGAAGUGACACUCAAGGCGUGAACAAGACGAGGAAGUUCAUGUGUGAAGCCAUGUCCUUCUUCUACCGCUACGUUCCACUGGGUCUACUCGAGCAUUUGCCGCCGUCGAUGAACGACCGGCCCCCACUUUACCGAGGCCGAGACGAGCUCGAGACACUCCUCUCUUCGGACGAUGCCGGAGAUUGGGUCAAGAUCACCGAGAUGUUCCUCGGCAAAGCGGAGAACUUCAGCUUCGAGGCCAAGCACAAGAGCAACAGCUACGCGGACUCUGCGGAGCAACAGGGCUGAGUUGCACGAGGAAAGCGAAGGAGAAACAGGCAGAUCUGCGGACUACAAAGCAAUCAGAACUUUCAUUGCUGCAAAACGCUGUUUGCUCCCAGGAUGUGGACGUUUGCGACAACGUCAAUGGUUGUCAAACUCUUGCCUGUUGCUGUGUGAGCCUGCACAAUCCAUCGUUGCGCUCUUUCUUGGACCGUCCGGGUUGCUGUGUGCCGAGCUUCACCUCUGUGCGCGACUUCUGCAGCCCUGUCCGCUACCGAAUGUAUCCGAUCGCACAGCAACCCAGCGCGCCGUCCUCGAUUGCCGUUUGCCAGUCUGACGCGACGUUUGCCCGAUUGCUGUGAUGUGCGGUGGCAGUGACCGAAUAAAAGGCAAUGUCGAUGGGUCUUGAAAGUAUUCUCGCUGUUGCAGCGUCGCCACUCAACGCCGCCACCACUUCUCUCCCAGCUCUUUCAGCUCUACCAAUCUCACCUUCUGCCCUGCCUCCCUCCAGCGCUCAG
Molecule: messenger RNA, 2930 nt
Organism: Microstroma glucosiphilum
Lineage: Eukaryota; Fungi; Basidiomycota; Exobasidiomycetes; Microstromatales; Microstromataceae
Product: FMN-linked oxidoreductase
Exons: 3
Coding region: 40-2439 (799 amino acids)
Biological process (GO): tRNA processing
Molecular function (GO): metal ion binding; tRNA dihydrouridine synthase activity; flavin adenine dinucleotide binding
Source: RefSeq, a predicted model, not a curated record